AUUCGUGUCUUUUUUUUCUCCUAAGCAAUCUUAAGAGAAACAUCUCAGGCAAAGUUGAUGCCAAAAAAAAACCUCCAUGGAUAUAACAACAACGAUGAGUUAAAACCUCCUCUUCUGGAUUAUGGAUUUCCUCUCUUCACCGUAACUGCUAUGACAUCAAGACAUGGAAAUAAAGCGUGGCACAGUGCGUCAGCAGGUCUUCAGUCAUCACCGAGCGAUCCUCUCUCCUUGGCCUGAAGGAAACUCCUGAAGAGCCGGUGCAGAGAUGCCAGCUCACCUCCUGUUUCCUCUUCCCUGGCUCGGCAGCUCGGUCGUGACACUUUGUACAGGUCACUGAUGAAAUAACCGCCUCUCCACGCACGGGCCGCACCCCUGGGGAGUUUAGCCUUCCUAUAACCUCUCCGCUAGGCACUCGGAUGCAGAUCACAGAACACUGCUCAACUCAGUCUUCAUCAUGGCAAGUGUGUGGAUGCUGCUGCUACUUUUGAAGAGUUUUUUUAUGUGUGGUCUGUCCUUGGAUACCAAACUGAUCAAAGUGUACCCUAAACAGCCUAUCCUUGGCGUAUUUCAAGCUUACCUGGGAAAACAAUACGAAUUAAACGCAUCUGCAGCCCGAGAUGUUUGCGAGUAUCUGGGUGUGACUAUUGCAAGCAAAGCCCAAGUGGUGGAUGCCCAGAAACAUGGUUUCGAAACAUGCAUGUUUGGGUGGAUAGAUGAACAAAUUGCUGUUGUCCCACGAGUUCAGGUUAAUUCAAAAUGUGGCAGAGGUGAAGUCGGGGUUGUCGUGUGGCGGGCAGAUGUCAGUAGGACGUUCGAUGUCUUUUGCUUCAAUUUAACAGAUUUUGAGAUCCAAAAUCAGGCCAUGACCGGAGACCAAAGGAGCACAGAGAAGCCAAUAACAACCACUCUGAAAGCAUCAACAUCAUCUCCACUCAGUUCUUUUUCUAUUCCUCCCGCCCUCUCUCACAACCCCGACCCUGAUGACAUAGAAGUAGAGAAACAUUUGCCUAUAAGUGGUACUCCGGCCUCAGUUGGAGUUGCACCAGUUGCAAUAUUGAUCACCGUCACCUUUGCUGUCCUAUUGGCUGUAUUUCUUGCAGUUUAUAAUUUCAAAAUGAACAGAAGCUGCCGGAUGUUCCGUGAUGCUGAGCGGCGACAGGAGGACAUUGAGACAGAGGUUUGGGAGGACUGCAGUAAAAAAGACCUACAGAAGACACAGGAAGAGAAUGUGCACGAGAAAGAAGAAGAAAACAACAACAUCAACAGCAGCAGUUCUCUUGACCAAGACUGAAAGUAGUGCUUUUCUCGCUAUUUAACAAAACAUGGAUGUGUGGAGUGUUACCAGUGUGUGCCAGAAUGCUGAAGUUCUGUAACAAAUUGGCACAGAUGUGUUUAUUUAUAUGUGAGCUGUGAUUGAUGUAUUAUUUACCUGAAACCUUUUUAUAGUUUUGCUGUUUUUUAGAUGUUUAAUAAUUCAGAAAUCCACAAUAAAUUUCAGUGUUGUUUUUCUCAAGAAUGGAUGCAUGGAUGAUUUUUCAAACUUAUCGAGUACUCAAAAUAUAAAAUGCAAAAAUGUCUCUGGUGUCAAUGUUGGGGAGACUACAGAUGGUUGCAACUCCACCAAAGGUUGACAUCUGUGCUUUAUCACUUUAAUAAAAAACUUUUGUAAAAACUAAAUGUUUUCAUGGUAAGGCUGACAUGUGCAUGGAAUUGCCCAUUAAUAGUGAAUUUAAUGUCAAUGUUAUGGACAGGAUGACAAUAUUUCUGUUAGUUAUUUAGAGAACAUAUUUGAAUUGGAUUAAAAUUUUAUAGAUUCAACUCUCUAAUGUUUAAACAAAGAAUUUAC
Molecule: messenger RNA, 1846 nt
Organism: Triplophysa dalaica
Lineage: Eukaryota; Metazoa; Chordata; Actinopteri; Cypriniformes; Nemacheilidae
Gene: lyve1a
Product: lymphatic vessel endothelial hyaluronic receptor 1a
Exons: 6
Coding region: 455-1291 (278 amino acids)
Biological process (GO): cell adhesion
Cellular component (GO): plasma membrane
Molecular function (GO): hyaluronic acid binding; transmembrane signaling receptor activity
Source: RefSeq, a predicted model, not a curated record